Messenger RNA from Lepus europaeus (European hare), 4284 nucleotides. RefSeq names its product solute carrier family 30 member 6 (gene SLC30A6). Gene Ontology annotation, biological process: monoatomic cation transport; transmembrane transport. The record is from RefSeq and is a predicted model, not a curated record. Gene Ontology annotation, cellular component: membrane. The coding region runs from base 2 to 1465 and encodes 487 amino acids. The transcript is spliced from 14 exons. NCBI's taxonomy places the organism in Eukaryota, Metazoa, Chordata, Mammalia, Lagomorpha, Leporidae. Gene Ontology annotation, molecular function: monoatomic cation transmembrane transporter activity.
GAUGCCCCACCCCUUCCGCACUGGGAAAAACGAACCUCCAGAGCGUCUUCCGGCGGGAGCUGUGCGGCUCCUUAUCAUGGGGACAAUUCAUCUCUUUCGAAAACCACAAAGAUCUUUUUUUGGGAAGUUAUUACACGAAUUUAGACUUGUAGCAGCUGACCGAAGGUCCUGGAAGAUCCUGCUCUUUGGUGCGAUAAACUUGAUAUGUACUGGCUUCCUGCUUAUGUGGUGCAGUUCCACUAAUAGUAUAGCUUUAACUGCCUAUACCUACCUGACCAUUUUUGAUCUUUUUAGCUUAAUAACAUGUUUAAUAAGUUACUGGGUAAUGAUGAGGAAACCUAGCCCUGUCUAUUCAUUUGGGUUUGAGAGAUUAGAAGUCCUGGCUGUAUUUGCCUCCACCGUCUUGGCACAGUUGGGAGCCCUUUUUAUACUAAAAGAAAGUGCAGAACGCUUUUUGGAGCAGCCUGAGAUACACACGGGAAGAUUAUUAGUUGGUACUUUUGUGGCUCUUUCUUUCAACCUUUUCACGAUGCUUUCUAUUCGGAAUAAACCUUUUGCUUAUGUUUCUGAAGCUGCCAGUACAAGCUGGCUUCAAGAGCAUGUUGCGGAUCUGACUCGAAGCUUGUGUGGAAUUAUUCCAGGACUCAGCAGUAUCUUCCUUCCCCGAAUGAAUCCAUUUGUUUUGAUUGAUCUUGCUGGAGCAUUUGCUCUUUGUAUUACAUAUAUGCUGAUUGAAAUUAAUAAUUAUUUUGCUGUAGAUACGGCCUCUGCAAUAGCCAUUGCCCUGAUGACCUUUGGCACUAUGUACCCCAUGAGUGUGUACAGCGGGAAAGUUCUGCUCCAGACAACACCACCCCAUGUUAUUGGUCAGUUGGACAAACUUAUCAGAGAGGUGUCUACCUUGGAUGGAGUUUUAGAAGUCCGAAAUGAACAUUUUUGGACCCUUGGUUUUGGCUCAUUGGCUGGAUCAGUGCAUGUGCGAAUUCGGCGAGAUGCAAAUGAACAAAUGGUUCUUGCUCAUGUGACCAACAGACUGUACACCCUAGUGUCUACUCUGACUGUUCAGAUUUUUAAGGAUGAUUGGAUUCGGCCUGCCUUACUCUCUGGACCAGUUGCAGCCAAUGUCCUAAACCUUUCAGAUCAUCACAUAAUUCCAAUGCCUCUGUUAAAAGGUUCUGAUGACUUGAACCCUGUUACAUCAACUCCAGCCAAACCUAGUAGUCCACCUCCAGAAUUUUCAUUUAACACCCCUGGAAAAAAUGUGAACCCAGUUAUUCUUCUGAACACACAAACAAGGCCUUACGGUUUGGGUCUUAAUCAUGGACACACGUCCUAUAGCAACAUGCUUAAUCAAGGACUUGGAGUUCCAGGAAUUGGAGCAACUCAGGGGUUCAGGACUGGUUAUACCAAUAUGCCAAGUAGAUUUGGAACCAGUAAUAACAGAAUUGGACAACCAAGACCGUGAUGUACAGUAACUUGAUUUUUAUGAAGCAUAUUGACUCCUUGGUUCCACAUUAUUUAGUAGUCCAACUUUGCAUUGACUGUUCAGUCAUUUACGCAGAAUGGUAGAGACUAAUAGGUUUGUUCACGUUUCAUGAAAUCUAUAAACUCUAUUUUUGUAAAAUGUAUUUGCAGCAGUGAGAUCCUUGUAAGUGUUACAGGCUUUUAAGAGGCUUCCGUUAGAAAGUGUUUUUCUCUAAAUUUGAAGUUUGCUAUCUUUGUUUUUGCAGUUGACUGCGGUGCGAUAUGACCUUUCCUUUCUAAGAAAGGUACUUGGUAGAAUGAAUCUGUCACUAGAAUAGAAUAUUUUCUUCAGUGAAAUUUAUAAACAUACUUCUUAACUACUACACAUUUUAGGAACGGUAAAAAAUGUCCAUGCAAAAAGAAAAAGUCUCUUUUAUAGCUUUUCCAAAUUUAAAUGCUGCACUUUUCUUUGAGGUCCUUCUGAGUUAUAUCGUAAAAGCAAAAAUUUUUAUCAGAAAUUUUAGAAUAUAUUCUACUGUCUGGCACAAUAUAAUUUUUUAACUAUAGGAUUUUUGUUGAAGUUUUUUUUUAUUUAGAAAUUUCAAUACAUUUGUAAAUAGUCUAUGGUUCUCAGUGUUUUAGUUUGAUGAAAUGAAUACCAAAUAUUUGGUGAUACACAACAGGAGAAUCCCAGUUGUCUGUAUUCUACUUAUAAUCAAAUACUGACAUAAUGAUGGAAUUUUUCGGUCACAUUUUCGUUGGUUGACUUUUUAAUUUCUGAUUUAUUAACUAUAUAGAAUGUAUUACAAAAUUUCAUACAUACUGUGGCAUUUGAUAUAUUUUAAAGUUGCAUGACGAAUUGACUCCGUGUUAUAUAAUUUUACCAAAGCCUAAUGGACCUUACAUGAUAGAAUACGGUAUUGUUAGGUCUGCAGUGGGAAAUGUCCAGCUUUUUGUUUGAAUUAUUAACUGUAGUGAGGUGUGAGAAUCAUACGGGUUAUUUUAAUUUUCAGUUUCCCAAUGUGCACCUUAAGGACUUUCCAGCAAGCUCAGUCAUGGCCAACAGCAGUUGCUCGUGACCUGGAGGUUUUUGUCUCAUUUUAUCAUGAGUUCUCUAAUGACGGUUUUAAAAAAAGACUUUGAGAAUGGAUUCAAUGUUCUUAGAAUCUGGUAUUCCUGGAGAUUUCCGGUUUUCCCAGCCAUUACCCAGCGAUCUGGCGACUUGUUUUUCAAGAAUUUGCACCACCAGUCUCUUCAGUCAACUCCUCCUCUUUUAAAUAGGAGCGACACUCCCCAUCUUUCCACAGUGGAAUGGUGAGCGUCCCAGCAGCCAUCUCUGCCAAGCAGAGUCGGAGUCACCGGGGCUAACAAGGGGUCAUGUUCUGAGUACCUCUUGCUUAGUGAGGACUUGGUCAUUGUCUUGGCCGCCUGUGACCCUGUUCAGGCAUUUGGUCUACUGAGGAAAUACAGCCCGUGCUACCUGACAGCUGGGGAAAGAGACGUCAUAAAAUACUGUAAGGCCACCUGUUCUUUCUCCUUUGUUACAUUCUCCAAUGAUGACUUGCCCAUUAUUGCCUGCCGUUAAAGGAUGUUUUUCCUAAGUUAACCUCAUUUAAACGUGAUUUUUGGGCCAUGCACUGGGUGGUGAUUCACAGGUAUGUGCUGCCCUGCUGCAUAGCUUCUUCAUCCCUGUGGGAUUUUAAAGGGUGCAGUUGGUUCUGGAUCACAGAUCUGUACAGGGUUUAGUGGUACUUCCUCAAUAACCAUUCAAGGGCAGCACCUGCGCAGUUGUCCCACCAAAGGUGCUUUAACACCCACAUUCACUGCUUGAGAAAGGACACUGUGACUGGGGAGCAAUUGGCCCAGUAAUACAACCUCACAGGUGACAUUGGCUUAUGCAUUAAUUUAUAGAGAAUCUUACUUCCAGGCUCUGGCUAACUUCUGGAGCUGAAAAUAAGGAAUUGAGCUAGUGUAGCCUACAGGCAACACCCUUAGUAAAUCUUGCCACAGAAGCACCUGAAGCCAGACAAAGAAGUCUGAUUUAAAUAGAAAGGAUGGUUCAAAAGUUAGUGAAAAAUGAAAUUAUAACUAUUGGGUGCAAAAAAAUUUUUGAGACCCAUGCAUACUUGUACUUGGCCUGUGGUUUGUGAUUGAGAAUGAGCUGCAUGGAGUGUGAUUAGCCCUGGUGUAGGAAGUCGUUGUUGUAAUGGGAGAAAUUACUAGAAAGCAAGAGAUCUGGAUGCCAGUCCUGGUGCUGCCACUGUAUAAGUAGUCCUGUAACCAUGGACGAGGCAUUGAACUUCUCUGAGCUUUCCCAUCUGUAAAGUCGGGGAGGGGAAUGAAUUUGUUGCUCUUAAAAUAGCAACUCUGAAGUUGUGUGACUAAAUCUGCAGAAUAUGUGCCCAACUGGUAAACACAUUAGGCCAGAAUGUCCAGUGUUUCCUCAAUACAGAGGCUAAAUGUUGCCUACACCAACACCCAAGCCAUUAAUUCGAGGUGCCAUGGGACUAAGGUCAGAUACAGGCUAGCAUCGUUUAGAUCUUUGGUUUUUUUUUUUCAGACUCACCUCAAUUUAAAUAUGUUUUGUUUAGAGAGAUUUCUCUAAGACUUGUUUCUUUUGGGGGGAGAGCUAUUUUAGGGGUGCUCGAAGAAGAGAGCAGGGUAGCCUUCUCUUUUGUAGUGAACAAAAGAAUGGGAUACAUUUCUUAAUCCCCCCAAGUCAUGAUUGUCUGCUCCCUUUUUAAACAGCCAGUUGUUGGUUGAAUGAAGGAUGCCCACCCCGGGGGGGGGGGGGGGGGGAGUCCAGACUGCUUCUCGGAC